Messenger RNA from Sordaria macrospora k-hell, 1782 nucleotides. RefSeq lists its product as uncharacterized. The record is from RefSeq and is a predicted model, not a curated record. NCBI's taxonomy places the organism in Eukaryota, Fungi, Ascomycota, Sordariomycetes, Sordariales, Sordariaceae.
AUGUGUCGACAACCGUCCGAACAAUCGGUACAGGCUGCCCUUGGCGCGAUCGUGCCCAGUCAUGUAACGGUCCACAGCUUACGGCCAGUUGCUUCCCUUCGACCGCAGAGGAUAUUCGAAGUCAGUCUUUCGGACGGGAAAACGCUCCUCCUUUCACUCCCACCACAAGCCCUCUUCAGGCUUUUGAGGCACGAACAAUCCUUGAUAGGCUCCGAAGCCGCGACUGUUCGGUGGAUCAGGGAUGCUCUUGCCAGAAAUUACUCGACGAGAUUCACAAAACCAACACUUCAGAGAUUCCUCCCAGCCCUUGUGCAUACAUCAAGUCACGGUCCUGCCGAGCUAGGGUCAGCAUACAACGUUUUCGAACAUCAACAUGGCAUCCCCGUCGCUUUGUUGCCGUCUCCCCCCAGUCCUUCGGAGCGUAAACGUCUGGAUAAACACCUCGGCCAGUUUUACCGAUCACUCUCGUCGAUAACAUCACCGUCGGGCCGGUUUGGCCCCGUGGCUGCUGUCGUCCCUAAAAUGCCAGGAGUAGAGCUUUCGGACAAGAACGCGGGGUUUGGAGAAGGCGGCUUGAUGGCAGCCGACGGAGCGAGAAACUGGUCAACCGCCUUCCAGUCAUUACUAGAGGGUGUUUUAAGAGACGGCGAAGACAUGGCAGUCACAAUGGCCUACUCCCCGAUACGAAGACAUUUCAGGCGAUUUGCACACUUGCUCAACGAGGUCAAGGUACCGAGGCUGGUGGUUGUCGAUAUGGCUGAUGACACAAACACUUUGGUCACCGUCGAGACCCCAACAAGCACAAACGGUUAUGGCAGCUACAUGGCAACACCACAAGCAGCAUCAACAUCAGCAUCAGAUAACAUUGGCGGUGAACGACAGCUAACACUUACCGGCCUUCAAGAUUGGAGCAAUUGCGUCUUCGGUGAUCCCCUACUAGCCACCGUUUUCAGCGACGGCAUCUCCGAAUCCUUCAUGGAAGGCUUCGAAACCGGCCCUCCUACUACCAAUGCGAACGAGCGUAACGGAAGUAGCAGCAGAAAUACCAGCGUCAGCACCCACAGCACCAACACAGGAGUCAUGUCCAUCACGGCUAUCACCGAACAAACCACCAUUUCCAGCCCCCCACGACCACCACCACCCCCACCACCCGCCGUCAGCAGCAGCAACAACAACAGCAGCAGCAGCGACGGUGACAUUUCCUCCCUAAUCGAGGACCUCCCCAACGCCGGCAUCCGACUGUUGCUAUAUCAAGUCUACCACGCGGCACUGUGCAUCGUCAAGGAAUUCUACCGACCUCGAUCGGCCCCUCCUUCCACCUGCUCGUCGCCAACCUCCUCCUCCUCCAGCUCUCUAAGCACCAACAGGGAGCUAGAAGCUCGCAAGAAGCUCACCGAGGCUUUGAACAGGCUGGAGGCGGCCGUGCCGGUGGUUACCCCAACGUCUUCGCUGGGGUUACCUGUUCUCCCCCAUCCUCAUCACUCCUCUUCCACCACCACUUCUUCUUCUUCUUCUUCUGCGUCCUGCAUCUCCUCCUCCUCCUCCACCAAGAAGCAGAACCUCCUCCUCCUCAACAACAACAACAACAACAACAACAGCAACCACUCCUCGCCGGUAGCCAGUGCUAGGUCGUUGUUGCUUGGAGUAAAAGACAACAAUAAUAGCAAUAGCAGGAGUAGUGAUAGCGUGCUGGCGAAAAAGAAGCUGCAUCAUCGGCCGAGUGGAGAUAUGAGUCCUGCCAAGAGGGCGAAGAGUGCUGGUAGUGAUGAGGAGAGGGAGUGA